GUGCCAUAAUUUUUGACAACCUCCAGCGAGAGAGAUGUCAAAGUUGAUGUUUUGGUGUUCUUUGAUUCGCUAAAUUCUUUUGUAAAAUGAAUAAAUUAAAAUCCGCCCAAAGAGACAAAGUGAAGAAAUUCAUUUCGCUCACGCAGACCGGAGAGUCAACAGCAAUAUAUUGUUUAAGUCACAAUGAGUGGAAGUUGGACUUGGCCAGCGACAACUACUUCCAGAAUCCCGAUCUGUACUACCGGGAGCUGGACAGGAGCAAGAUCGAGCAGCUGUACUACAGAUACCGCGAUCCCGGGGACCCCAACAAAAUCAAUUCGGAUGGCGUGAUGAAGUUCCUGGACGACCUUCGCCUCUCGCCCGACUCGAAGCUCGUCCUGAUCAUCGCCUGGAAGUUCCGCGCGGAGACGCAGUGCGAGUUCAGCAGGGACGAGUUCUGCAACGGCUUCUACGAUCUGGGUGUAGAUAGUAUAGAGAAGCUGAAGGCGAAGCUGCCGUUGCUGGAGAAUGAUCUCAAGGAUUCUAACAAGUUCAAAGAUUUCUACCAGUUCACAUUCAAUUACGCCAAGGAUCAGGGCCAGAAGGGCCUGGGCCUGGACAUGGCGAUCGCGUACUGGAACAUCGUGUUGCAGGGAAAAUUCAAAUUCCUCGAUCUCUGGUGCACUUUUCUCACGGAGCACCACAAGAGAUCAAUUCCGCGGGACACGUGGAAUUUGCUUUUGGAUUUUGCAAUACAGAUCGACGAUAAUAUGACAAAUUACGAUUGCGAGGGUGCGUGGCCAGUGCUGAUUGAUCUGUUUGUCGAAUGGUGUCACACGAACUACUUCAACACAAAUCCCAAGUCUGUCAAUGAGUUUCAGCAGCCGCACAACACCAACAUGUAUUGUGGAUAAAGAAAGGCAGAGAGAGAGAGAGAAUUGGCACGCGAGAUUGUUUUUUUUGUGCAGAAGAAGAAGAAAAGAAGAAAAUUCAUUACAAAUCAGAGAAAGAAUGAGAGAAUAGAAUAUAAUUAAAUAAUAUAUAGUUUUGUCAGCCUUUAGAUUUUAUCCUUUUUGUAAAAAGAGAAUUUUAAAACAUUGAAAUAUUUACUCUUUCACGUUCGUUUUGGGAAUUUCCCUCAAAAAAAGAAUUUUUCUGCUCUUCAGCAAAACAUAUAAUGAAAAUAUAUAUUCCGCCACCCCCAAAAUGCUAUUAAUUUCCCCCGCCAAAUUGAUCAAAAGCCCAGCAAUUCUUGCACUUCACACCCUGAAGGUUACAUAAAGUGUACAAAAAAAGAGAUGAAAGAUUUGCCGAUUAAAGAAAUUAUCUUCGCAUCUCUUUCGUCGGAAUUAUACAAAUUUUGACUUUUUGCUGCACUUAAAACGCUGUUUGUAGAUGAUUUUUUUGAGAAUUUACGUGUUCCGAUUCUUUGAAUUAUAAAAAAAAAACUAAUAAAGAAGAAAAGAAACAAGAUUUUUCAUGGAGGAAAAACAGAAAAUUAAUCAAAUUACAUGAAGAAAAAAAAUACGUUUACUUGUUUAGGAUAAUUUAUUGUAAUGUGUAUCUAUAGUUGUAUAAAAAAAAAGCUUGAAUGUAGUCAUAUACUUUUAUGAAUAGGGAAAAGAAAAAGAAAAUAAUAAGGAAAGUUACAGUUCAUCAGAAUAUAUAUAUAUAUGUAUAUGUAAUUGAAUAAAAAUAACAAACUUUUUAAAA
Phlebotomus argentipes is the source of this 1692-nucleotide messenger RNA. RefSeq names its product DCN1-like protein (gene SCCRO). Bases 87 to 893 code for a protein of 268 amino acids. Gene Ontology annotation, molecular function: ubiquitin-like protein binding; cullin family protein binding; ubiquitin conjugating enzyme binding. Lineage: Eukaryota; Metazoa; Arthropoda; Insecta; Diptera; Psychodidae. The record is from RefSeq and is a predicted model, not a curated record. Gene Ontology annotation, biological process: positive regulation of ubiquitin-protein transferase activity; protein neddylation. Gene Ontology annotation, cellular component: ubiquitin ligase complex. The transcript has 3 exons.